AUGCGAAGCUUAAGAUGGUCAUUCAACAAACCAAAAGGAUAUCAGAGAAUGAAUAAUCAACAAGCGGUUGUCCAACCUGCUCAAGUAGUUGCCCCUGCUGGUGCUCUCCCUGUCGAUGCUCCGCUUGCUGGUGCACCUCUAGUUGAGGUUGCUGUCGUUGCCAUCCCCCACGUUCCCGAUCUCCCUCCUCCUGCCCCUGCCAAGAAGAAACCUGCUCCUGCUCCUCUCGUUGCUCCUGCUCCUCUCGUUGCUCCUGCUCGAUUGACAUUGCACUUUGGCCAGGCUACUGCGCCAUUUGAUGUCGUGCAUGACAACACCCCCUACCUAGAGCUCAGAGACGUUGUUAUCGAGAGAUUCUUGCCCCACAGACUUCCUAACAGCGCAGACACUCACAUCGAGUAUCGUCCUGGCGCUGUGAACGCUGCUGUGGCCAACUCCAACGCUCUGAUCCCUGCUGGCACCGAGCACAUCUACAUCACUGAGCCUCCUGUACGAGUCUUCUGGAGAGAUGCAGAUGCACAACCAGCAAUGGAGCUGGACCAAGGUUGCACCUUGGAACGUAUCAUGAUGGGUCUGAAUUUGGUUCGAGCCAAUCUCAGACGAAGGAACCCUCCUCCUCCCGAUCCAGCUCCUGCUGGCUAUGUAGCUCCUCCUCCGCCAAGCCCAAACGUUGUUCAGCCCCCAUAUCCAGCUGGAGACUACACUCUUGUUAAUGUGAAGAAGGAGUUAAGGUGGUUAUGGAGAGUUUUGGUCAAGUGUGCUCCUGUUGUGGCCUAUUUGACAAUUCUAGUGGCAAUAACAGGUUUGGUAAUGUCAGGACUCGCGUUGGAGUACUCCAAGGAUGCACUAGAU
This is a messenger RNA of Acytostelium subglobosum LB1, 852 nucleotides long. RefSeq lists its product as hypothetical. Lineage: Eukaryota; Evosea; Eumycetozoa; Acytosteliales; Acytosteliaceae. The record is from RefSeq and is a predicted model, not a curated record. The transcript has 3 exons. The annotation marks the transcript as partial.